Molecule: messenger RNA, 1785 nt
Organism: Cynara cardunculus var. scolymus (artichoke)
Lineage: Eukaryota; Viridiplantae; Streptophyta; Magnoliopsida; Asterales; Asteraceae
Product: mannose-1-phosphate guanyltransferase alpha-B-like
Exons: 15
Coding region: 157-1404 (415 amino acids)
Biological process (GO): biosynthetic process
Cellular component (GO): cytoplasm
Source: RefSeq, a predicted model, not a curated record
GCUUUAUUCCUCCGGGGAUCUCGAUUUCCGUCAACAAUUCACUCGUCGGCCGAUUAUCUCCGACGACUUACUUCACUUCAACUUCACUCGCCGUCUUUAGGAGUUCGAUUUCGUCUGUAUCAUAUAAGGAAAUUGUAAUUAGGUUUGUGUAAGAACAUGAAGAACUCGGAGGAGAAGGUGGUUGCCGUGAUCAUGGUCGGCGGUCCGACUAAAGGUACUCGAUUUCGGCCGCUUUCGUUUAAUACUCCGAAACCUCUCUUUCCUCUUGCGGGUCAGCCGAUGGUUCAUCAUCCUAUUUCUGCUUGUAAAUCGAUCCCUAAUUUGGCACAAAUAUUCCUUAUCGGAUUCCACGAGGAGAGGGAAUUUGCAUUAUAUGUCUCAUCAAUUUCCAGUGAACUCAAAAUCCCAGUCAGAUACUUAAAAGAAGACAAACCUCAUGGUUCAGCAGGUGGUCUUUAUUACUUUAAAGAUCUCAUUAUGGAAGAUAAUCCGUCUCAUAUCUUUUUGUUAAACUGUGAUGUCUGCUGUAGCUUUCCUCUACCAGAAAUGCUCGUUGCCCAUAGAAGGUAUGGUGGGAUGGGGACAUUAUUAGUUAUAAAGGUUUCAGCUGAGGCUGCUAGCGAGUUUGGCGAGUUAGUUGCUGACCCAAUUACCAAUGAACUUUUGCAUUACACAGAGAAACCAGAGACUUUCGUGAGUGAUUUGAUAAAUUGUGGUGUUUACAUUUUCACCCCAGAAAUAUUUAAUGUUAUUGAGGAUAUACAUACACACUACGAAGACAGAGCUAAUCUGCACACUUUAUCCAGCUCUGAGGCCCUUUGGUCGGCAACAAAGACGCCUGCUAAGGAUUUCGUUAGACUGGAUCAAGAUAUUUUGUCACCUCUUGCUGGAAAGAAGCAACUAUACACUUAUGAGACGAUGGAUUUCUGGGAACAGAUCAAAACUCCAGCGAUGUCUUUGAAAUGCUCUGCUCUGUACCUUGCCCAAUUCCGACACAAGUCUCCCAAUCUCUUGGCUUGCGGUGAUGGAACCAAGAACCCGACAGUCGUUGGUGAUGUUUAUAUCCAUCCAUCAGCAAAAGUACAUACAACUGCAAAGAUUGGUCCAAACGUUUCAAUCUCUGCAAAUGUUCGAGUUGCUGCAGGCGUAAGGCUCAUGAGUUGCAUCAUCUUAGAUGAUGCCGAAAUACAGGAAAAUGCAUUUGUUAUGUACGCAAUCGUUGGUUGGAAGUCGUCUUUAGGGAAAUGGUCACGUGUUCAGGGUGAAGGAGAUUACAAAACAAAACUAGGAAUCACCAUUCUUGGAGAAGCUGUGACGGUUGAGGAUGAAGUGGUCGUGGUUAACAGCAUUGUUCUUCCAAACAAAAUUCUCAAUAUAAGCGUACAAGAGGAAAUCAUUCUCUAAAGUCGUCGACUGCUAAUUUAGAUGCUUGUUUAUCUGAAUCAACUUGGAACGUUGUCGAAAUCAUGCGCUUCCUUCCGUUCCAAAAGCGAGGUUCGUGUUUUUACAAGUAAAAUUUAUUUAAUGUUGUUUUCUAUUUGUGGGUCGUGUUGUUUUCGGCUAACUUAUGGGUUGGCUCAUCCAAGUUAUCUUGAGUGAGCUUGGUCAAUGCUUUCUAAGGCUAUGCAAUUUUGCAAGAGCUCUUUAGGUUUUAAGUUUAGCUUUUUAUUUUAUGUUCCAAAGUGUUGUUUUUUUACCUUUAAUAUUUGUUCAUACUCUUCACAACCCGUUGGCUGGUUGUUUCAACAGGUUUUUUCAUAAUUUCUUUAAAAAAGUCCAAAUCUC